This is a messenger RNA of Cavia porcellus (domestic guinea pig), 2176 nucleotides long. It is a transcript of the gene Leprot, whose product is annotated as leptin receptor overlapping transcript. Lineage: Eukaryota; Metazoa; Chordata; Mammalia; Rodentia; Caviidae. Gene Ontology annotation, cellular component: endosome. The record is from RefSeq and is a predicted model, not a curated record. The transcript is spliced from 4 exons. Gene Ontology annotation, biological process: negative regulation of growth hormone receptor signaling pathway; late endosome to vacuole transport via multivesicular body sorting pathway. The coding region runs from base 408 to 875 and encodes 155 amino acids.
GGUGGGGAUGUGAUUACCACACAGGCAGAGAAGUCCUAUGGAUUGGUGGAAGUGUAGGCCUGGCUCUCAGGACCUGCUGUGGCCUGCAGUCCUGCCUGUGGCUGGGCCCUGUACCAGGGGUUUGGAGUUGGCAGAUUCUCAGCAAAAGUGUGGUUGGAUCCUCAGUCAACCCCAAUGUUAAGAAGGGCUCAAAAGAAUCAGGCAGAAAAAUGGUUGUGACUUUGAGAGCCUGGUGUGAGAACAGAAGGAGGAGGUCUGUGGUUCCCAGCCAGGUCUCAGGGAAGAAGUGUUGUAGAUGGUCAGGCUCAGAGGAAGCAGAGCCGGCUAUGAAAAGGUCAUCUAGUGAAGUACCAUGUGCAAAGUUACUUUCCUUUCCUGUCCUGUGUCCCAGUGAAAAGUGACCUGGCAUGAUGGCACUUGGGAUGCUGAGGCAGGAGCAUUCUGAGUUUGAGGCCAGCCUGAGCUACAUAGUGACAGCCUGUCUCACACUAAAAGCUCUGGUGGCGCUGUCCUUCAGCGGGGCAAUCGGGCUGACCUUUCUGAUGCUGGGAUGUGCCCUGGAGGAUUAUGGCGUGUACUGGCCCCUGUUCGUGCUGCUCUUCCAUGCCAUCUCGCCCCUGCCCUAUUUCAUCGCCAAGAGGGUCUCCUACGACUCGGACGCGGCCAGCAGCGCCUGUCUGGAGCUGGCCUAUUUCUUCACCACCGGGAUCGUGGUUUCUGCCUUUGGCUUUCCUGUUAUCCUUGCUCGAGUGGCUGUGAUCAAGUGGGGAGCCUGCGGCCUUGUGCUGGCGGGCAACGCAGUCAUCUUCCUGACUAUCCAAGGUUUCUUCCUCAUCUUUGGAAGAGGAGAUGACUUUAGCUGGGAGCAGUGGUAGCUGGGGGCGUGGGGUUCUGUAGACUCUGUCCGGAUGUACACGUGCACACCUGCCCUUUUACUAUGGUGUUUAUAUGCUGAGUUUUUAUACUUUUCUAUCAUGUCACUUCGGGCAGACUUUGUAAGUAAGGGAUUAGCUUUCCUUUCAGCAAGCAGAAUUGGAUUGCAGCAUUUGGCCGGCUGUUCACGUGGGCACAGUGUGCUCAGAAAUGCAUAUGGACGGUGUGUGGACAGCUGCUCACUUGGGCAAGGCUCCUAAGGCCCAGAGAGAGGAGACAGAGUCGGCUUCCCAGGUGUCCUUGGCCGCCCUUCUUCAAAUGGGAUCAGGAGAUCACGGGUGGCAGCAGCACCUUGGGCCUUAUUAGCAACGGAGACCUGAAGGCCCCGCCCUGCCCCAGUGUGUUUUUGUGGGUGUCCAUGGGUCUUGUGUACACAUUAAUGCUUGAGAAGCUUUGCCUUGGACUAAGCAUCGCCCCGACUUCCCUGCCCUCCUUUGGCUCGACCACUGCACCCCAACAGCAACUGCUUGCCCCUUUGUAAGAGAAUGUCCCACUGCCCAAGUGAGUUCAGAUCCCUGUGGAGCCCGUGAGGGGCACAUGCUUGGAGCGUCUUGGCAGGUGUCCUCGGCUGGUGACCCGGAGCCCUGCGGGGUGGGGAAGAAGGCUAGGGCUGGAAGUGGGGUGUCCUUUGUCACUCCCUUUUGUAAGCACCCCACCCCUGCCUUGCUUUCAGCAGGGCUCUUGAUGGCUCUGACUGCUGCUUCCUAAAAGGAGGAGAGGUCUGGGAGCUGCAGAGGGCGGGGCCUCAGCUGUACCGACCCCUCGGUGUGCUGCUUACCCUUCCUAUGGGACUUUAAGCCACUUGUAACUGAAGCAUUAGCAAUGCAACGUCACGUGGAAUCCCGUAAUCAUGGCUUUUUUGGCUCAUCCUUUUACCCAAGACCUGUUGAGGAAAGGAAACGUGAGACAUGGAACCACUUGAUCCAUUACGAUGGUUGGAGAGCACUGAUGUGCCGCCUGGGCUGUGUGUUUGGGACACUCCCGCCCUGAGGUCCACGCCCCAAGGCCAGCGCUGCUUCCCUUCCGGACAGAAGAGGGUAGCUCCUGGGGGAGACCGAGAUGCUGCGUGGGCUGUGCAUGAUCUCCAGUUCUCAGUGUUCUGUUUACAUAUGGAAUCGGUCAGAUUGUAGUCCCAGUAUUUACAUUAGAAAAAAUACUUAGAUACUUUAUAACUUUAACCAGCAUUUUCAAUCAUGACACUUGACACUGUAUUGUAAUAAAUUUCACUUUUAACAUACAAAAA